AUGGCAACCAUUUCUGAGAGAUCCUCUCGAGCCCAGGCCAGAAAUGGAUGGCUGCAUGACCCCUUCCUUUUCACUCCUAGUGCCUUCUUCACCUGGAGCUUGGCUGUGAGCUACAACAUGGUGGAGUAUGCAUGUCUCUCGAUCAUUAUCACCUUCUACACGAAAGAAGCUAUGAAAACUCAUCUAGCGGAAGCAGCCAUAAUCGUUUGUGUGCAGGAUGGUCUCGCUUCUUUCGCAGCUGUAGUUCUCGCUCGCCUCACCUGUGAAAGAUCUGGUCGUCGUUUUUAUGCGAUUGUCUUCACAACAGGUUCAUAUAUUGCAGGAGUGAUAAUGUUAUGGUCUUAUGCCAGACAGCAACCCCAAGAUCAAGAGAGGAACGUGCCUCUUUUCUUAGUGGUAUCUUGUCUUUUUGCAUUAGGAAAGGCAGGAUAUGAUCCAGUUUUGAAGUCAUUCCUGGAGCGUAAUUUAUGUGGAAGCUCCACUGAAAGAACAAGCCCGACAAAAAGAUCAGAAAUUUACAAGAACAUAUGGGUUCAUGGUGCUUGGAUUGUCGGAGCCAUCAUAGCUAUCUUUGGCUUUUUGGGACUUGAGUGGCCAAAAGUUUUGGAAUUGUCACUUAUAGUCAUGAUAUCAUCUGGUCUCUUUUUCCUUUUCGGCUCCAACAUUACUGAGCCUAUGAGUCAUUCAUCAGUUCACGAAGACGCCACCACCGUCGUCCCAAAACGAGGGAGAAACGCGAUGAAGUGGCUUUUGAUGUUUAGCUGCAUCGCAUACAGCUUAGUCUUGGCCACUGGUAACAUUUUCUUCCAAGAACAAGGUACUAAAAUGGAGCCUCUGACGAUAAAGGGGAAGGAGGUUCGGCUUUCUCUCAUGAUUGUAAUAAAGAGCGCUGUGAAUGAAAUCACCAUACUGAUAUUUGGUUUAUUUAAGGCUAACAAAAAGCAAGGGAUCACAUUAGUAAGAAUUGGUAGUGGAAUGGUCUGUGCUAUUAUAUGUUGUGUGAUAGCAUGGAAGGUAGAGAUUGAGAGAAAGAAAGAGGUAAGCGAUAAGGGCCCCAAGACUAGUGUGGCAUGGUUGUUCCCUCACUAUGUUCUAUUAGGACUCGUGGAAGGGCUUGCCCAAAGCGGGUUAGAGGAACUGUUUGGAAAUGAUUAUGAUGAGAAUGAGAGAUUGAGGAAUCCUGGGAAGCUUUCAAAAGAGAUGGUUUCAUGCGUGGGGAAGUUCUUGGGGAUUCCUUGCAUUGUGAUUGUGAGAAGGUGGUUCAAGAACUUUGACAAAGACCAAAGCCGUUUGGAUAGGUACUAUUUUAUGUUGGCAACAUUGUCCGGUGCGUUCUUUUUCAUUUACGUUAAUGUUGCUUUCUUGUUUAAUAAAGUUGUGUCUGAUGCUGCAGAAGAUGAAGGUAGUAAUGGCAUCGCUAAGGCUCAACGCUAAGGCUCAUGUUGAGUCAACAUGACUUUAGGAUUAGUGA
Molecule: messenger RNA, 1471 nt
Organism: Neltuma alba
Lineage: Eukaryota; Viridiplantae; Streptophyta; Magnoliopsida; Fabales; Fabaceae
Product: protein NRT1/ PTR FAMILY 5.10-like
Exons: 3
Coding region: 1-1434 (477 amino acids)
Source: RefSeq, a predicted model, not a curated record